Molecule: messenger RNA, 903 nt
Organism: Rosa rugosa (rugosa rose)
Lineage: Eukaryota; Viridiplantae; Streptophyta; Magnoliopsida; Rosales; Rosaceae
Exons: 3
Coding region: 208-903 (231 amino acids)
Source: RefSeq, a predicted model, not a curated record
GGAUGUUAUGCUUCUGCUCAAAAGUGUUGCUUAACAUUGUUUUUUGUUAUGGACUGAUAUGAAUGCAAGUAUGGAUUGUUUAGGUUUUCUGUAUGUUUUUGUUUUGGUUGCUUAAAGCUAAAUAAAACACAGAAAACUUAAAAUUAAUUUUCUUUACAAAAUUGAGAACUCACAUGAAUUUUGUUUUGCUCCUUAGGUAACUCUUACAUGAACUUGAACAAUGUCUUGAUGUUAACUGGAACAAAUUAUAGAGCUUGGCUAGACUCCGUAGAAAACUACAUGGGAAUGCAUGAAAACAUAGACUAUUGCUUCACUGAGGACAAACCUGAAGAGUUGAAUGAAAAGAGCACCAAGAAAGAUACUGACCUUUACAAGAAGUGGCAUAGAUCCAAUAGAAUGGCUAAGAACCUCAUUCGAACCUCUAUGUCUAAGACUGUCAGGGGAAGUAUUGAAGAGCCUGAGCUAGCAUCAGAUUUUCUGGAACACAUAGGUGCUAAGUUUAAAGAAAGUGAAAAAGCAGAAGCAGCUAGGCUGACUAAGGAGUUUCAUGAUUUGAAGUACAUGGGUUCAGGGGGAGUUAGAGAGCAUAUUAUGAAGAUGAUCAAUAUAAAUGGCAGACUUAGGGAACUCUUGAUGGGGGUUAGGGAUGAGCAGGUAGUGCAUUAUGCACUACAUUCCUUGCCGAACAGUUUUAGUCAUCUUAGGACCAGUUACAACUCUCAAAAGGGAAACUGGACUCUAGAUGAACUUAUAUCCAUCUGUGUGGAUGAGGAAUCUAGGAUCAAGGAAGAAAAGGAACCUGCUACGACCAUUAACCUUAUUGAGAAGCCUAAAAGGAAAAAGCCCCAGAAUAAGCUCAAGCCUAUCAAAGCCAUAACUAAGAGUUCAACAAACAAGAUGUAA